Messenger RNA from Dendrobium catenatum, 3234 nucleotides. RefSeq lists its product as uncharacterized. NCBI's taxonomy places the organism in Eukaryota, Viridiplantae, Streptophyta, Magnoliopsida, Asparagales, Orchidaceae. The coding region runs from base 1 to 3234 and encodes 1077 amino acids. The transcript has 5 exons. The record is from RefSeq and is a predicted model, not a curated record.
AUGAUUAGUAAGACUGAUGUUGGUCGUAUCAUUGGCAAUAGCUGGGAUUUCUUUCACCAACCUGCAGUUGGAACUGUAGGAGGUAUUAUGAUUAUGUGGGAUGGCAAUUUGACUAGCUUUACUGUGAUUGAACAUACCUCACAGGUUGUCUUCGGCGCUUUGACUACACCAAACAAAGGCCUAUGGCAUGUUGCCAUGGUGUAUGGUCAUAAGGACUUCCAAGUCAGACGUGAUCUUUGGAAUUGUCUUGACAAGGUUAUGAUGUCUGAUGUACCCACGAUUGUGGGAGGAGACUUCAACUGCCUCCUUUCUACUGAAGAUAAAAGAGGUGGCAAACGAUUUAAAAUGACUAAAGGAACUGAAGAAAUGAAAUCUUUUAUGCUAAAAGAUGAACUGCAGAAUGAUAUUAUCAAAUUGAAACUGCAAGAAGAUGAGGCGGGUGGUCUCAGUCCUGAAGAUCUUGACACGCUAUGCAGUAAUGUUAAAGAGUAUAACGUCACUCUAGUUAGACUCUCUACAUGGUGGAAUCAGCGCGCCAAAGCCAAAUGGAACGAAGAUGGCGAUACUAACUCUAGAUUUUAUCAUACCUAUUCGACGGCUAGGAAGAAUGACAAAUGGAAGCCAAGAAGCUGCAAUAUCCAGAACUGGCCUGAAAUUGAACACAACCAGAAACUUGAUACUGCAGAUAUCGAUUGCCUUAAUUCAGGAUUUUCAGAAACUGAGUUCUUUAAUGUCGUCUCCCAGCUAGGCUCAAACAAAUCUCCGGGAUUAGAUGGCUCAACUUCUUCGUUCUUCAAAUUCUAUUGGGACAUUAUUAAAGAUACUACUUGGAGAGCUAUCAAUCAUUUUUUCACCACUGGACGCAUGAACGGAGCUUGGAAAGACACCUUGAUCGUUCUUAUUCCCAAGAUCAAUAAUCUGGUAACUCCCUCCAAUUUUCUUCCUAUAUGUCUUUGUCAAACUAUCUACAAAAUUGCUACUUCUAUAAUAGUUAAUAUACUCAAAAUCUUCAUUCCUAAACUCAUCACCGAGGAGCAAGUUACAUAUGUUCCGGGUAGAUCUAUGUCAGAUCACUGCCUCUUGGCUCUUGAAAUUUGUAAUAAAUUCAGGAUCUCUAAAAAUAAGAAAGGCUUAAUGGCGAUCAAGCUUGACAUGGCCCAAGCUUUUGACAGUAUGUGUUGGAAGACAUUGGAGAAUGUCCUUCACUGGUUUGGAUUCCCGGGAAGUUUUUCCAACCUUAUUCUAGAAUGUGUCACAGGAGUUCGGUUCUCUAUUCUCCUGAAUGGUAAAGGAACAAGAUGGAUUGAAGCCAAGAGUGGCUUUAGACAAGGUUACCCCAUGUCACCUUACCUUUUUAUUAUGUUCUCUCAGCUUCUGUCUAGCUUAAUUCAGCAAAGAGGUCUUCAAAUUUGCAUCCAAACGUCGAAUAGAGCUCCUAGAAUCACUCAUUUGCUUUAUGCUAAUGAUGUUCUGUUGUUUGGCAAAGCCUCCGACUCUCAGCUUCGUGUAAUGAUGAAUUUAAUCAAAGAAUAUUGUGGAUGGACUGGGAAAGGUGUAAACCAAAGCAAAUCACAGAUUAUCUUUGGGAGUUCUACUAACCAAUCUCUGAAACGUAAGAUUGGUAAAAAAACUGGAUUUAAGAUUGUCAAGGAAUUUCACUAUUUUGGCAUUAAAAUUGCUUUGAGAAGGCUGGCAAAGAAUUACUAUCAAUUUGUCAUUAAUCAUGCUUUAAAUAAACUCAACUCUUGGGGAGCUCGGUUCCUCUCUAUGGCUGGUAGACUAAUUCUAGCAAAAUCAUCCCUGCUUUCGCUUCCAACCUUUGUCUCUACUCACUCUUUAAUCACAAAGAAAAUUCUUUAUGAUUUGGACCGCAUCUGCCGCGACUUCAUUUGGCAUCAGAACAAAGAUAACAAGGGACUACGUUACAUCGCUUUGGAUGACCUGUGCACACCGAGAAACCGUGGAGGUCUGGGUAUGCAUUCCUCAGUUAAAAGAGUUGGGCUUUUACGUGCCCGCUUAGCCUGGAGAUUUUAUCAAAAUCCUUCCUCUCUUUUGUUCAAAUGCUUGACUGCUAAACAAGCUUCGAAUAUUUGGAAUGGUAAGUCAAAACAGGGACAAUCCGCUGCCAGAUCCAUAAUCUCCAAUGGAGUUUCAUUCCUCAAGCCUAUCAUCAGAUGGAAAAUUUCCAAUGGUGCUAACAUUAACAUGAUGGAUGAUAUUUGGCUUUUUGAUAAAAAUUUUAAUAAAUGGCCAAUGCUAGCUGAUUGUAUUGGUUUGGAAAAUCUUACAUUACAGAAUUUUCUCACGGACGGUCACUGGAAUUAUAUUGAACUCAACCGUUACUUCAAUCCAUAUUUAGUUAACCUCAUUGUUACACAUUGUAUCAUUCAAAAUGAUGACAAUGGCAGUAUGGAGCUUCUUUACCAACAUUCAGGUAAAUCAAUCACUUCGUUGGCUUAUGCUGAAGUGAUUAAAUUUCAGAAUACCUUUGAAGAUCAUGGCUUUGCUAUAUGGCUACGUAAGUUGAAGCUUAAGCCAAGGGUUGAACUUUUUUUGUGGCGUUUGAGCAGAUUUUCCAUUCCAACGAAUGAGUUUUUGAAAUACAGAAGGCUAACUACUAAUGAUCUUUGUGCUUAUGGUUGUCUGGAUAUUGAAACCAGCGAACAUAUCUUAAUUCAUUGUAAGUCUCUAACUGAGAUUCUGAAUAAAUUGAUAGCUUGGGGAUUCUACAUUCCAUUAUUUAUCUCUCUUGAAGAUUGCUUCCAACAACUUAAAAUACUUUCCUGUAAAAGAUCUGAUACUGUUAGGCUUUACGGCACGGCAGUUUAUUAUUCCUGGAACCGCAGAAAUGACAAAAAGCAUUGCAAUCCAGUUUCCCCUGUUUCUGUGAUUGCUGCAAAUAAUACCGCUGCUGGUCAAGACACCGAGAAGCUCUACUUCUUACACGACUUCAAUAAGUACCUCCUCGACGUGAAAUCCAAGGUCGAUGCUCUCGCCACUGCAGGUGCUCCCGUUGAAGUUGAAAAUGUUAUCCAUUACACUCUCAACGGCUUACCCAACACUUACCAAGCAUUGAAGACUGCCAUUCGCACCAACCUCCGCUCCGUUAGCCUCGACGAAAUCUACGCUCUCCUAUGCAGCAAGGAGCUUAACCUCCUCCAUGAAACAACAAAAGAACUUCACUCCCUAAGCAUCACCAGCAAUCAAACUGCUCUCACAUCCAACCGUGGAUGA